Messenger RNA from Microstroma glucosiphilum, 828 nucleotides. RefSeq lists its product as hypothetical. Bases 214 to 738 code for a protein of 174 amino acids. The transcript has a single exon. Lineage: Eukaryota; Fungi; Basidiomycota; Exobasidiomycetes; Microstromatales; Microstromataceae. The record is from RefSeq and is a predicted model, not a curated record.
GGACAGAUCACACUCAAUGGAUGGUCCGAGGGUCUCUCGAGCGACGAAAAGCGUGCUCUGCUGGUCGACGCGCCCUCGCGCGAAGCGGGCAGCAAAGCGACGUCAAAAGCUGCCGCGGAGUCUUGCUACUUCAUCGAUCUGCAGGAAAAGCUGGCCGCAGGCGACAGGCGCGGUCGCAAGAGGGGUCGUGAGUCCGGCGCGUCGAACUAACCCAUGUCCGACUCAGCCAUAGACAGCUCCCUCGAGCCAUCGACCAUCAACAAUCCCUCCUACGUCCUUGCUUCAGCAUUGUCGAACGUUGCCGAGACUGAAAGCAUCGGGAUGAACUUGACACAUCGCAUCAACCAAGCGUAUUUCCGAUUGGGUGAGGCUUAUGUGAACUUUGGCAAGUCUACCUUCGAAAGCUGUCCUGCACCGGAUUCGACCGCCUUUCACGCACUCGUUUUUGGCUCUGCCGUUGUCGCAAUGCGUGCAGGAGCGAGCGAACAGGUCGACCAGACAGUCUCCGAAGCAGGUCUGAAGAAGAGACUCGAGCGAGCGCGCAGGUUCUGGUUCGUGGUGCAGUGCUUGGACGAGAGAGUACUAGAGCUGGUCGACAUCCUCUGCGUCAGUCGGCUGGACAAGAUCAGCUUUGUGCGGCUCCGUCAGAUGGCUCAGACGCUCUCGAGCCUCACCCUCGCUUCUCGUGUAUUGCGGCCGGAAGCAGCGACCACGCACAUUAGAGCACUAAACCAAUAGUAUCAUUGUGGCUGGCUAAUUCGCCUUCAGAGACAGUCUGUCGUUGAGGACAAUUGCGAUGCGCGCCUGAGUCCAACGAUCGUAGGCAGA